AUGGAAUCCCUCGAACAGACCCUCCGCUCCGUCCUCCCGCCCAUCACGCGCAACCUCCCGAAACCCAUCUCCGACGCCGCGACGAACCUCCUCGGCGACUCCUGCUAUCGAUCCCUCGUCCACAACAUCACCAUCACCGACACAGUAUGCCUCAAGCUCGCCAUUUCGAAGGCGCUGGGCGUCGCAAUCAUCGGAAUGUCCUCGAUCGUGAAGCUGCCACAACUGCUGAAGAUGCUGAACUCGCAGUCGGCAGAGGGGAUCAGUUUCCUGAGCUACUUGCUUGAAACAGCGAGCUAUUUGGUGACUCUGGUGUACAACGUGCGCAAUCAGUUUCCAUUCAGCACGUAUGGGGAGGUGGCCUUGAUCGCCGUGCAGAACGUCGCGAUCAGCGUGUUGGUUCUGCAGUACAGCGGGAAGGCAGCUGCGGCAGUGGCUUUCGUCGCGGGAUUGGCCGCGGCGGGAUAUGCAUUGUACAACGAUAGCAUCGUGAGCAUGGACAUGCUGCAGUACUGUCAGGCUGGAGCGGGUCUGCUCGGUGUGGCUAGCAAGUUACCGCAGAUCGUCGCAAUCGCGAGACAAGGUGGGACUGGGCAGUUGAGUGCUUUCGCGGUCUUCAACUACCUCGCUGGUUCUCUCGCGCGAGUGUUCACGACUUUACAGGAGGUGGACGACAAGCUCAUUCUGUACGGCUUCUUGGCUGGCUUCACGCUCAACUUGGUCUUGGCGGCACAAAUGGUCUACUACUGGAACAGCCCAAGUAGCAAGGACACCAAGCAGACGAAGCUCGAGCCGAAGGGCAAGCGAGCCAUCUCGCAAGCUACUGGUACGAGCAAGGUCACAGGAAGUGAGAAAGCGAAGAACUCGCCAUCGACGAGAAGACGGGGAUAG
Molecule: messenger RNA, 888 nt
Organism: Fulvia fulva
Lineage: Eukaryota; Fungi; Ascomycota; Dothideomycetes; Mycosphaerellales; Mycosphaerellaceae
Product: Mannose-P-dolichol utilization defect 1 protein
Exons: 2
Coding region: 1-888 (295 amino acids)
Source: RefSeq, a predicted model, not a curated record